This is a messenger RNA of Amborella trichopoda, 2960 nucleotides long. Its product is annotated as mitogen-activated protein kinase 15. Gene Ontology annotation, molecular function: MAP kinase activity; ATP binding. Lineage: Eukaryota; Viridiplantae; Streptophyta; Magnoliopsida; Amborellales; Amborellaceae. The record is from RefSeq and is a predicted model, not a curated record. Gene Ontology annotation, biological process: protein phosphorylation.
CUCCGCAUUUACACGCGCUCCUCGUUAAACUUCGCUCUCCUUUCCCCUUUCUCUCUCUCUCUCUCUCUCUCUCUCUCUAACAUUUCUAACUACAUUGUUCGUAUGCUCUCUCGACGAUAUUAUUUCUCUCACUAAACUAUUCCUAAUCCCUGCAACAUUAUUUCUCUACACUAUUCCUAUUUUUUUGUUUAUUUUAACUUAAUUUUCCGAUCAGAUGCUUCUUCCAGUUUCUCUCACUAAAAGCUGAUCUCUCGCUUCACUGUUUUCCUUUAUUUAAGUCGAAAUCUCGCUCUAUCGAGUCGUUUAAGUGUUUAUUUUUUCACAUUACUCUCUAUUUCUCGAUCAUUAUCUGCCUCAGUUUCUCUCUCUAUCUCUACACAAUUCUCUCUCUAGAGCUUGUGAUUUGGGGUCGAGAAGACCUAAUUCACAAUUGGGUAGAAUUCGGGACAAUUUGAAUAUUCACACGCAAAGAUGCAGCCUGAUCAAAGAAGAAAAGGCCCUGUAGAAAUGGAUUUCUUUACUGAGUAUGGAGAAGGCAGUCGCUAUAAGAUUGAGGAAGUUAUAGGUAAAGGAAGCUAUGGUGUAGUGUGCUCUGCAUUAGAUACUCACACUGGGGAGAAAGUCGCAAUUAAGAAGAUAAAUGACAUUUUUGAGCAUGUCUCUGAUGCGACUAGAAUUCUACGAGAGAUCAAGCUUCUUAGGCUUCUUCGCCACCCCGAUAUUGUUGAGAUCAAGCAUAUCUUAUUGCCCCCUUCAAGAAGGGAAUUCAAGGAUAUAUAUGUGGUGUUCGAGCUCAUGGAAUCAGAUUUACACCAGGUUAUCAAGGCCAACGAUGACUUGACCCCUGAGCAUUAUCAGUUCUUCCUUUAUCAGCUGCUUCGAGGCUUGAAAUUCAUACAUUCAGCAAAUGUUUUCCAUCGCGACCUUAAACCAAAGAAUAUAUUAGCAAAUUCUGAUUGCAAACUCAAAAUCUGCGACUUUGGCCUUGCAAGGUUUGCCUUCAAUGAUACCCCGACAGCCAUAUUCUGGACGGACUAUGUUGCAACGAGAUGGUACAGAGCUCCGGAAUUGUGCGGUUCCUUCUUCUCAAAGUACACCCCAGCAAUAGAUAUUUGGAGCAUUGGUUGCAUAUUUGCUGAAAUUUUAACUGGAAAGCCACUCUUUCCAGGGAAAAAUGUGGUUCACCAACUGGAUAUAAUGACUGAUUUGUUAGGAACGCCUUCCGCAGAAGCCAUUGCAAGGGUUCGCAAUGAGAAGGCUCGGAGAUACUUAGGCAGCAUGCGUAAGAAAAAACCUGUACCUUUCACGCAAAAAUUUCCAAAUGUGGAUCCUUUUGCUCUCCGUUUAUUGGAAAGGAUGCUUGCAUUUGAACCUAAAGAUCGGCCAACUGCUGAAAAGGCUUUGGCCGAUCCCUACUUCAGGGGCCUGGCAAGGGUUGACAGGGAGCAUUCUACCCAACCACUGACAAAGAUGGAAUUCGAAUUCGAGAGGAGGAGGUUAACAAAAGAGGAUAUAAGGGAGCUCAUAUAUAGAGAAAUUCUUGAGUACCAUCCAAAGAUGCUGAAAGAAUUCCUGGACGGAACUGAUUCUACUGGGUUUAUGUACCCAAGUGCUGUUGAUCAAUUCAAGAAACAGUUCGCUUACCUAGAGGAGCACUUUGGAAAUGGCGUGACAGUUGCCCCAUUAGAGAGGCAACACGCAUCGUUGCCUAGGCCUUGUGUGUUAUAUUCAGAAGAAGCUACUCAAAAUUCAGAGGUCCUUGCUGAUUCCUCUAGGUGUGGCAAUAGCGAGUCAAAUAAGCCACCGUCAGAUAAGAUCGCUGGGAUUGCAAUGAGCAAGGUUCCCCUCCAAGUUCAUCAGAAAGCUCUGCAAGGCAGUGCUGCAAAGCCCGGAAAAGUAAUCGGGUCAGUUUUGCAUAAUGGGAAUGGGGUGGCAUUGACAGAGGCCUAUGAGCAGCGGAGAGUCAUAAGACAUCACCCAGCCAUUGUCACUCAAUACAAUGCUUCUAAUUGCUCGUACCCUCGUAGAAAUUCAGCCAUUAAAGGAGAAAUAAGGGAAGAGGAGGCAUCAAAUGUUGUCCAACCAAAGCCCCAAUAUGUUGCUCGAAAAGUUGCAUCUCAAGCUGGAGCUGGUCCUUGGUGCUAGUUUCUUGUGGGGCCCAUCUAUCAGCAUGAAUAGAACGUGUUGCUGGCUCAGCAACUGAUGGACUAUGAAAGGUGGAAACCAUCAUCCUCCAUAGGCCAUUGUUGUCAUGAUCGUCUGUUGAGAUGAUGGACGGUGAUGGACACAAAAUGGGCACCCACCAUUUGGGUCAUGUCCUGUUCUGGUGGUUCUCUCUCUCUCUCUCUCACACACGCACACACACAUCAUUCAUGACCCCAAUGGAACUAUGGUUCAUCAAGAAUGGGUCCCCUCUAUUCAUAUGCUGCUCUCCCAAAUUUCUUACUAUUAUCGAGCGAAAAAAAAAUUGCUAAAUAUAUCUUCCUGUGAUGACCUAGAUGAGAAAGGUCACUGGAAUAGUCACUACCUAUCCAUCUGUGUAGUUUGCUGAUACAUGAAAAUGGAUACACUGACCUGACCAUAACUAUGUGGCUUUUAAUCCAAGAAAAAAAGAAUUGAGUGGUGAGAAUUGGGUUGAGAAAGACUUAAAAGAAUGGAGGGAAGGAAUGGGUAACUGAGAGAGGGUGGAAAACAGAGUUGGAAGAGGCAUUGGAGGAGGAUUAUUAAUGGUUGGUUUCAUGUGAGGAUUAAAUAUCAGUGUACUUAAUAUGUGAUGGACUGCUGCUUUGGAAAUAUAUUCAUUUGACCAUUACUUGUGUUCAAGUUACCCAAUGGUACUACAUUAUGAUUUUGGAGGCAAUUUACAACACAAUUUUUUGCUUGGGCUUUUUUGGUAACAUCUAAAAUUAUUAUCGUCAGAGCCAUUUCCCAACUAAUUGAGAUGGGUUAUUUGAAUUUUA